GGAAUGAAGCUGGACCUGGCCCCCGGCUGCACGCUGGUGCUGGUGCUGAUGACCGUGGAGCCGAGCAGGACAGGAGCGGUUCCUGUGCCCUCACCCCUCGGGGCCCUCCCAGGUGCAAGGGGCUGCCACAUGGCCCAGUUCAAGUCUCUGUCCCCACAAGAGCUGCAGGCCUUCAAGAGGGCCAAGGAUGCCUUUGAAGAGUCGCUCUUGCAGAAGGACUGGAACUGCAGCUCCCGCCUCUUCCCCAGGACCCGGGACCUGAGGCAGCUGCAG
This is a messenger RNA of Delphinapterus leucas (beluga whale), 273 nucleotides long. Lineage: Eukaryota; Metazoa; Chordata; Mammalia; Artiodactyla; Monodontidae. The record is from RefSeq and is a predicted model, not a curated record.